Didymosphaeria variabile is the source of this 1161-nucleotide messenger RNA. RefSeq lists its product as uncharacterized. The record is from RefSeq and is a predicted model, not a curated record. The coding region runs from base 1 to 1161 and encodes 386 amino acids. Gene Ontology annotation, molecular function: 1-alkyl-2-acetylglycerophosphocholine esterase activity. The transcript has a single exon. NCBI's taxonomy places the organism in Eukaryota, Fungi, Ascomycota, Dothideomycetes, Pleosporales, Didymosphaeriaceae.
AUGGGAGCCAUCUUACCAAAGCUCCUGCAGUCCAGCCUUCUCGUGGCAUCCAUCUGGCCCUCGGUGAUCUCAACCGCGCACGUCCUUCCCAGCCCGAGCGGGCCCUACGCUGUUCUCUAUAAUACAUUCAAUAUCACCGAUGAAUCCCGCGUCGACCCGCUCGACCCCAAGAACGGAAUGCGAAAGCUGAUGCUCUCGUCCUUCUACCCCGUACAACGCUCCAUGUGCGAGCAGACAUGCACUGUUCCAUACGUAUCGCAAAACGUAGAACCCUUCGUUGAUCAGAUUGGCGGUGGAAUUGGAAUUCCUAGCGGCGCACUGGGCCAGAUAGCGCUGGAAGUGUGUUGCAAAACGAACGGCGAGGAAAACAGAAACGCAAGCAGCGUCCCGCUCGUGUUCCUCCUCCACGGCUUCGCUGGCACUCGACUUCUCCACAAUGCUCUCGCAGAGGAGCUAGCGAGUGGGGGCUUCGCCGUCGUCACUAUGGAUCACACAUUUGAGUCUGUCGCUGUCGAGUUCCCUGACGGCUCGGUGGUCCCCGGGCUCAAUGAUCCUUCCUGGGAUCCGACUAUUCCCGGGCGCCUAGAGCCUUUGCAAGAUAUACGCGUUGACGACGUGCGCUUUGUACUCUCGCAGCUCAGGAGCAGGGAGGUUGCAGCGAGAGCGGUACCUGGUGCCUUGUGUGGGUUCAACACCGAGCACGUCGCGGUCCUUGGGCACUCCUUUGGCGGCAGCACUUCUAUCAAGCUACUCAUGACAGACUCGCGCUUUGUCGGCGGCCUCAAUCUGGACGGUUUGCAGUUCGGUAAUAUCACCGAUGUGCAGCAGCCUGCCGUGUUGUUUGCGUCUAUGGGCCAUAACUCGACGAACGACCCGACCUGGGCGGAAACGCUGCAGCAUUUGAAGGGGUGGAAGGUAGAGAUUGGUUUGAAUAAUAUUACCCACUUUGGAUUUACAGAUGUGUCGUAUCUCAAUGGCACAGGGGCGUUGGCGCUUUCGAAGGAGGUGGCGGAUGGUUUGAUUGGGACGCUGAAUGGUAAGAGGAGUUUUAAGAUUGUGGCGACGUACGUGACGGAGUUUUUGGACUUGGUACUGAAGGGAAGGAACACAACGCUCUUUGAUGGUCCGAGCCAGAAGUUUCCUGAAGUCGUUGUGUUGUAG